Cariama cristata (Red-legged seriema) is the source of this 1516-nucleotide messenger RNA. It is a transcript of the gene ABHD3, whose product is annotated as abhydrolase domain containing 3. Lineage: Eukaryota; Metazoa; Chordata; Aves; Cariamiformes; Cariamidae. Gene Ontology annotation, molecular function: acetylesterase activity; A2-type glycerophospholipase activity; glycerophospholipid phospholipase A1 activity. The record is from RefSeq and is a predicted model, not a curated record. Gene Ontology annotation, biological process: medium-chain fatty acid catabolic process; medium-chain fatty acid biosynthetic process; phosphatidylcholine metabolic process. The transcript is spliced from 8 exons.
AUGCCUGACUCUAGUCUGUCUUCCUAGAAACCCCAGCUGGUGGCCUGCAAUGACCGUUUCUGCCGCUUUCUCGAGGAAUAUUGCCCCGUUGUGACAGAAACUUACUAUCCCACAAUUUGGUGCUGGGAAGGUCGGGUGCAGACACUCCUGCGACCCUUUAUCACCUCCAGACCCCAAGUACAGUACAGGAAUGAGCUCAUUAAAACAGCAGAUGGAGGACAGAUUUCGUUGGAUUGGUUUGAUAAUAAUGACAGCUUAUAUUAUCCGGAUGCCAGCACAAGACCCACUGUCCUGUUAUUGCCUGGCCUGACAGGAACGAGCAAGGAAUCCUACAUUCUUCACAUGAUCCAUCAAAGCGAAACGCUGGGAUAUAGAUGUGUGGUUUUCAACAAUCGAGGAAUUGCCGGUGAGGAUCUUUUGACACCAAGGACUUACUGUGCAGCUAACACAGAGGAUUUAGAGACCGUUAUUCAUCACGUACACAACUUGCACCCCUCAGCUCCGUUCAUGGCAGCCGGUGUUUCUAUGGGAGGCAUGCUUCUUUUAAAUUACCUGGGCAAAACUGGCAGAGACACUCCUUUAAUGGCAGCUGCAAUUUUCUCUGCGGGUUGGAAUGUUUUUGAAUCUGUAGAAUCUCUGGAGAAGCCACUAAACUGGCUUCUUUUCAACUAUUACUUGACUACUUGUCUACAAUCCUCUAUCAGCAGGCAUCGACAAAUGUUGGAGAAAUUAUUUGAUAUGGAUCUUGUGAUGAAGGCUAGAACUGUUAGAGAAUUUGAUAAGCAGUUCACUUCAGUCAUGUUUGGCUAUCGUACAAUUGAUGAUUACUAUGAAGAUGCUAGCCCAUGUCGCAAGCUGAAGUCAGUAGGAAUUCCAGUGUUAUGUCUAAACUCUGUGGAUGAUGUUUUCUCACCAGGUCAUGCUAUACCAGUAGAAGCUGCCAAACAAAAUGCAAACGUUGCUUUGGUUCUGACUUCGUGCGGAGGCCACAUUGGUUUCCUGGAAGGACUUUGGCCGAGGAAGUGCACUUACAUGGACAGAGUCUUCAAGCAGUUUGUGCAAGCUGUGUUUGAGCAUGGAAACAAAAUCUUUAGCAUGUAGCCUUGGACCACUAUUACAGCACGGUGGCACGUUCUGACAAGGGCAGUUAAGCUUAAUGCACAAAUUUUAACUCCUGUAAGCCAGCAAAUGGAUAAAGUCCAUUACUACAUGCAAAAAUAUUUUUUUGCCUAAGAUUUUGUAGCAAGAAACUAAAUAUUAUGUUGUCACUUUUAUAUUUAUUUUUAAUAUGCCUUACUAAGAAUGACCUUAAAUGAAACAGCAUUCUGCAUACAUCAAACUGCACUUAACGAAAACCAUCAAGUAAACAGAGUAUAAUUCCUCAGGAUUUUAAUUUAAACCAGUACAUAUUUAGGAAGCUUAAUUUAGAUGGCUUUUAAUAUUAGAAUGGCAACACUCAAAGUAGCAUAUAUUAUCCCGUCACACUUAGUUAAGUACAAGGCGGCCCAUUCCUUAG